Molecule: messenger RNA, 5291 nt
Organism: Chroicocephalus ridibundus (black-headed gull)
Lineage: Eukaryota; Metazoa; Chordata; Aves; Charadriiformes; Laridae
Gene: DISC1
Product: DISC1 scaffold protein
Biological process (GO): cilium assembly; neuron migration
Cellular component (GO): centrosome; microtubule; mitochondrion
Source: RefSeq, a predicted model, not a curated record
UUCCGCUCCGGUGAGGAGUGGAGUGGAAGGGGCGGGGAGGGGGGGACCGGGAUGUGGCGGCCGCAGUCCCGGCCGGGCGGUACCGGGGGGGAGGCGGCGAGCUCAGAUGGUCAGGAGCAGUUAAUGCCCGCAGGCUCUCUUCGUAAAAAGAAACUGGCAAAAAGACCUGGAUACAUGAGGCCAGAAGCUCGGCGACAGAUAGAGUUUCAGUCCCUGGGUACCUGCAAGCCAUUCAACCCAGAAGAGCUCAAACAUGGCAGGCAGAGUUGUGGAGACUUUGAGAACUGCUCUCUACACAGACAAUACAAAAAUAACUUUGAAUUUUUAUGCUGUAGUUCAGUUGCAAAUAGUGCUGUAGUUCCCUCUAAUGGGGUAACGAUGUUUGCCACUAGUGGAAGUAUGCCAGGGAGCUGCAAAAAUCUUUCAUGUUACAGGAGUCCACAGUCAGAAAACACGGUUUACCCUGCUGCAGCAACAAGCAAAGAAGAUGUUUCUGCUGUAUGCUCUUCGUGGCAGAAGAGCCAUGGUGGUAAAGUGAGUGAUCCCCAACACAGGUAUGCUUUGGAUCAGACAGAAGUGAAUAAUAACUGUGAAUAUCAAAACAGAGGUGUUGUUUCUCGAUCUGUUAGUACACAUGAUAGCUUUAGUUCAAGUUUCAGCUUCAUACAGCUCUCCCUGAACUCAUUCUCUGGAGUAAGCGAUGCUGAAGGCAAGUCAACCAUCAAGGAAGCUGAGUACGUUCUGCAUCCCAGCACUGCAGGAAAUCUGCAGAGGCCAGAAGACAUGGUGCAGACUCAUGAGCACUCGCGAGCUUUGCAUUCCUUCUCCAGGCCCAGAGAGGAUUUGGAGUAUGAAAAUGAGACCACAGUGAAUGAUAAACUACAGGACUGUGAGACUGUCUCUCUCUCAGAUACAGAUGCAACACUUUCAUAUUCUACAGAUUCCUCGGAUGCAGCAUCUGCUGGCUCUUCUGUCACCUCAGGCUAUGAGAGUAGCUUUACUGUUAGUGACCAUAACUGGGAUACUUUGAUGAAAAAAUAUGAACCAGUGCUACAGGACUGUCUGCUUGGCAACCGCAGUACGUUAAAGAUAAAAUCCUUGAUCUUACGGCUUCAGAGGCUUCAGGAAAAAGCAAUAGAGGAAGAUGACUAUGAUAGAGCUGAUAAAUUUAGACGGAAACUGGAAGAACUGGAGAAGGAGAAAAAUUCCUUAAAAUUUCAGCUUCCUUCAAGGCAUCCUUCAGUCAGCAGUUUUUUGGAUAGGUUCAUUACCCAAGUUCAAGCAGCAUUGCGCUGGGCUGCAGAUCAUCGGAUUAGACAUGAAGGAACCCAGCUUUGGCAUGAAAAUGAAUAUAAACUUUUGAGAUCCACUUACGAGGAGAGGAUGCACGUUUCGGCCACAAGACGAAACCAACUUUUUCAAGAAAAGAAAUGGUUACAGAAAGAAAUUGAAGACCUUCGAGCAAGACUGGCCCUAUUAGAAGCAAAAGAUCAACAGCUAAGAAGAGAAAUUGAAGAGCAUGAUAGGCUUAUUCAGUCACAAGACUGUGAACUGACUGUUUUACUUGGCUGUGUUUCUUUGAAAGAACUCCAGGAAAUAAGCAAGGCUGUGGAUGACACUCUAGCAUCCUCCUAUCAAAUUCCAUUCAGUCUGGAUCUUCCAGGGACAAUAAAGAGCCUUCAGGAAAAAGAACAAUUGUUCAGCACGUCCAUUAAAGAAACUACUGCCAAAGUUUGUACGAGUCAGAAACUCUGCAGUACUUUGAGGAGGAAAGUGAGUGAUAUUGAGACUCAACUACCAGCUCUACUUGAAGCCAAAACGCUGGCUGUUUCAGGAAGCAAUUUUGGUACUGCGAAGGAUCUGACAGAAGAAAUAAGAUCAUUAACAUCUGAGAAAGAGGGGCUGGAAGGACUUCUCAAUGAACUGCUGGUUCUGAGUGCCAGAAAUGUCCGAAAAUUAGAGAGAAUUAAAGAUGACUACACCAGAGUGAAACAAGAACUUGAACAAGGAGAGGCUGCCUUUGUGACCAGUGUAAAAGAAAAUGCUGAAAAGUACAUGGAGGUCCUGGAGGAUAAACUACAUAGCUGCGGGAGCCAGCUGCUCCAAAGAGUGUGGGAAGCUGACUUGGAGGCCUGUCAGCUGUUGAUCCGAGGGUUUCAACUGAAAGAAACCAGUUGCUGUCUUUUUGAGGAAGAGGAGAACCAAAUGGAAGAGACGGAGAUGACUGCGGACGGCCCAUCUGAUUCUGAGAAAAGAAAAGAAGGUCACUUUCCAAAGGGCACAGAGUGGGGCACUUUUCCCUGCCUCAAACACAGUGAGCUAAAAGAGGUUAUGGAAGACAUUUCAUUUGGAGCAGAGGGUCAUUUAUCUGAGGAGUUCUUCAUAUUUUCUGCAGAGUUGGGAGAAAAAUGUGAAGCAAUAAGUGAGAAAUUGGUGCAUCUGGAAGAUCAACUGCAGACUUCCUCCUGCAGAGUUGAUGAAGGACUUGCACAGUCUCUGCAGAGGGAGAUCCAGGUGGUGAAGGAGACGCUCCAGACCGUGCUGGUGCAACUUCAGCCAGCCAGGGAGGCAGGAGAAGAAAAGGCUGGAACUUCCUCUGUGACAGCUGGUGUCCAGGAAAACAAGACUUGAAGGAAUAAUGAGCAGAAAGAGCUGGUAGGAUGACAUUAAUUCACAAAGGGCUGCUUUUAGUAACUGAAUACUCUUUUACCAAGCCUCAGGGAUCUCUUCUCUCCCUGUAUAACUAAUAACUAAAUCAAUUAUGGAGAAACAGAGCCUGGAGGUCUAUCAUCAGAAGUAUUCCACACAGCCUCACAGGUUUUGGCACAGAUUGGGAAACAGCUUUCAGAGCAGAGCAUCCCCUGUAAAUGUGUAGAUUACAAAUUGAUACAUUUCAAGUGAGUCUGCAAAGUUGCCUUUAAUGUCAGUGAAAUGUUCUCCUUGAAGACUCGUAAACAGUAUCUGUCUUCCUUACUCAUGCAUUUUUUCCCUCUGAUUUAAAAAUGUAGCGUUAAAGCUGGAACAUCUAGUAUUUCUUGAAAAAUAGCUGUAAGAAUAAGAAGUAGUUUGGUGUUUUUUGUUUUUUUUUUCCUUUGGCUUAAACAGCUUUCUUACACUGAAUGUAUUUUCACAUUCCUGCUAAUAAUUAAAUCAAUAGGAUGAAAUUCAAGCUAACCACGUUCUUUCAACUGAAAUUUGGACCUCAUUUACUCAGUGGUAUUGAGUACAGUGGAGGUAACUAACAGCAGCCUCUAUAGCAGUAGUCUAACUCUUUUCAUUUAGGUAUUAAUAUUAACUUGCUUUAGGAUUACAGGGGUUGUAAAGCACAAAAAAAUUUGCUAUGUUGGUGAUUUGUGUUCCUUAUAUUUAAAUAUGGUAUGAACGAUAAGUCAUUUAAAUCUCCUUGUAAAGUUUAUUACUACUAUUAUAUUACUUUGAUCUUCCUUAUAAACUUCAGAAGAAAUGCAGAUAUUUUUUUUUGCAAUAGACACAUAUGUGUGUAUAUAUAUAUAUAUAUACACACAUACACACACUUAAACAUGUAUUUUUAUAGGAAAUAAAAGCAAUGUUCACCUGAAGCCAACUAAUAUAAAUGACCUGUAUUUAGAUCAGUGUUCAAAACAGUUAAUGCCUUUAGGAAUUCAUUGGGUACUCUUGCUUGGAUACCAGAAUAUCUCUGAUGUCACAAAAAAUGUUGUUUCUGCCAUGUGUUGCAGAGGGAGAAUUUAAAAAAAAUCUGAUUCUUUUUUCUAAGCCAGCAGAUGAAGCAACUCAGUACUGUAUUUUUAAAUACUAUUUUUCUGACAUUUUUAGAAUUACUUUGUGUCUGCUAUUUCAAUAACUCAUUUUAUAGCCACAGUGUGAAGGUUUUUGCAAAUUUUGAAGGUCAUUUGACUACUAGCCCACUAAGAACAUGUUCAUUUUUUGUGUGUGUUUUAAUACUAGUUGAAACUUCUACCUCAAUGUUAAGUACAUAGAGAGAGAGGAAAAAAAAAAAAAAGCCAGGCAUCUGAGAUAUAAAACAGGAUUAUAAUUGCAUCCAGGAGUAUACAGCUGUCAAACCAGGGGAGCAGAGCUCAGGUGGUUUCUGUAGUCAUGAGAUCCUCUGGGUGGAAUUAUAACCCUGUAAUUCAGAACACGGUUGACUUUUCUCAUUGUAUGAUAUAUGGGCCAGCAUCCACGUUGCGGUAAAGGCCCGUGGAUCUUUACCUUGCAUGCUACUCUGUUCCCAUCCCCAGUCUCAAAGGGAGAUCUCUUGCUGCUCUGUUUGACAAGUUUCUUUCUGCAGGCUUUGCUGGACAGUCCCUUUUCAAUACUUACCUCCCCAUAGUAGAUUUGGCACUUUCUAAAACUCCCCUGGACAGGUGAUCAAGGCAUUCGGUCCCAGCUCCAGGCAGCCCGACAAGCGCAGGCAGCAGCCUGUGGCACUGACAUUCAGCCCACGCACAGGACCAGCUCCCUGGGACAGCCUGGCUGGGCACACAUCGCCUGGCUGCCUGGGCAUCACUGUCAGCCAGAAAGCACCCGUGGAAACCCACCUGAGUUCAGGUGAAUGGAAAAGAAAGCAGACUGACACAAUAGAUCUCUCCUACAGCUGUUUCCUUAAGACCAGAAGCUGUUCGUGGGUUAAAACCACCGAUUUUCUGACAUAUAGGAUUGAGGAGGACACUGCAGAGAUGAGGGCUGCUACACUAAGGUCGCAUGACCCCCCCCCUUCCACACACGGAGGGGUGUGUGGAGUUCUCUCCUUUGAACGCAGUGCCUGUAAUGUAAACAGGUUGUGGGCACUGUGUGUGCCUUAGGGCCCGCAUCAGCCACAGCCGAAGCGUGGAGGCUUCCUCCGUGCAGCAGCAAGGGCUGAACAACAGGGACAGUAACCAACCAUCACAGGGGCAGGAGAACAGCACCCUCAUUCUCAUCAGCAAGAUUUCUUGAAGACGUUCCCAUUCAAUUAAAAAACGUGCAUGCCUUUUUUGUGUUUCACAGCUUCAGAGCACUGCUGCAUUUUAAUAGAAACUCAACUUAUGCAACCACUCUAAUAAAGACACUGAACUCCUGAGGAGAAGGGAAACUGAAUCAGUCAUCAUUCAUGUCAUAUUUGUAUCUGUUAACAUAUUUUAUACAUAAUGUGGACUACUACUACUUUAAUUUAUUAUUCCAUUAACUUCACUGUUUGUUGUGGGAAGUUAGAGCCAGUAAUCAUUCCUUUUCUCAGACAUGCUGAAUAAUAAGCAUACUGAAAAAAAAAAAAAGGUAUACUAUGCAAUGUAUCAGCUGCCUUUUAUCUGUGG